This is a messenger RNA of Vitis vinifera (wine grape), 2023 nucleotides long. RefSeq lists its product as uncharacterized. The transcript has 4 exons. NCBI's taxonomy places the organism in Eukaryota, Viridiplantae, Streptophyta, Magnoliopsida, Vitales, Vitaceae. The coding region runs from base 941 to 1873 and encodes 310 amino acids. The record is from RefSeq and is a predicted model, not a curated record.
UAUCAAUCCGACCACCUUUGAGUGCCUCUGAAAACCUACCAAUUUCAGACACCCGAGUUCCCAUUGAUGAAGUGCGUUCUUCAAAUCAAGUUCCCAUGGAUGACGGAUCCAUGUCUUCAAGUCAGACUUAUAAUGAAGAAUGACAAAGACUUAGAAGAUGGGCUGCAACUUGUGUAGCUAUGUAUGCUGCAUAUGCGGCAAUUCUUGUUUCAGUUUAUCAUCACUCAAACUAUUUGGAGAGAUCAAUCUCUAAUGAAGGAGAUUAUGAACGACAUGCUUUGAUGGAAAGACUUACACUAAUGGAUAAUGAAGAUUGUUAUAAUCAACUACGUAUGGGAAAGGAUGCAUUCGCAAGACUAGUAACCAUUCUUCGGGGAACAGGUCGUCUUAGAAAUAACGCACAUAGUAAUGUAGAAGAACAAGUUGCCAAAUUCCUUCACAUUGUUGGUCAUAAUUUAAGGAAUAGAACUAUGAAAUUUUAUUUCAAGCGUUCUAGUGAAACUAUUAGUCGCCACUUUCAUCAAGUUCUUAGAGCUAUAAUAUCUUUAGAUGAUGUCUUCUUAAAGCAGCCUGAUGGAUUAAAGUGCCCUCAAGAAAUCAAGGACAAUACCAAAUUUUGGCCCUACUUUAAGGUAAACUUACUUAUCUAACAAACAUCAUUAGAAUAUUAUUUAUAUUUCAAAAUAAACUAAUAAUUUUGUUUUUUUAUAGGAUUGCAUAGGGGCGAUUGAUGGGUCACAUUUUCGUGUAAAAGUGUCAAAUGAUGUUGUGCAAAGGUAUCGAGGGCGAAAGUACUAUCCAACACAAAAUGUUUUAGCAGCAUGUUCCUUUGACUUGAAGUUCACAUAUGUUUUACCUGGUUGGGAAGGAUCUGCGUCAGACUCGAGAAUCCUAGAUAAUGCAUUAGUGAGAGAUUUUGAUAAAUUGAUUGUUCCACAAGAUGGAACAUAGUGCAGGCUUUGAAGUACACAAAAGUGUAAGUGAAAAAAGAAACUUGACUUGGAUUGAUGAAAUGGACAACUUUUUGGUUGAUCGAUUAAUGGAGCAGAUGCAUAAAGGGCAAAAGAUAGGAGAAGUCUUCACCAAGACAGCUUAUGCAAUGGUUGCGCGAGAAAUUGGGGAAAAUUUUGAAUUGAGUUGUAACUCUGAGCACAUAAAAAAUAGAAUGAAAACUUUUAAAAAAAACUUUUAUGCUGCUCAAGAAGUUUUACAAAAUGGUAGUGGAUUUGGUUUCAAUGAAUCAACUCAAAUGAUCGAAGCUACCACGGAAGUAUGGACUACUUACACUAAGGCACACCCAGGAGCAUCUCAGCUCAGACACAAACCUAUUAGAAAUUAUGAUAAGUUGUCCAUUCUUCUUGGAAAAGAUCGAGCAACAGGAAGUCUUGCUGCAGGUGCAAAAGAAAGACAACUUCGUUGGGCCCAGGAACAAAAUUUGGAUGACACAAUUCCAUUAGGAUCAUCACAACAUGGGAUCAGAGAUGAAACAUUUGCUUAUGUUGAAAAUGAAGCAACAACUGAGACAUCUUUCUCAUCUGCAGAUGCAUCUGUUUCUGCACCAAAGUCAAACAAAGAAACAAAAAAGCGAAAAGCAAAAUAUGCUGACAUUGUAAGUGAAGAAUUAAGAUCAAUUAGAGUUGGAAUGGAUGCAGUUGUUGCGGCUCUUGAUAGAAGCAACCUUCAAAACCAUACAGAAGAGCAAUUGUUUGAAGAGAUUGCUAAGGUUGGAGGCAUGAGUGAUGUAUCUCAUAUAAAAGCAUAUCAAGCUCUUACGGGUGAUGUGAGUGCAGCUCGAGCCUUCCUUGCUUGUCCAAUUGAUAGGCGUAAGCUUUGGUUGUCAGUUAAAUUUGGACCUACUUUUUUUGAUGCCUAAUUUGAGAUAGAGAUUAUUUUUAUUUUUAGUUUUACUUUUGUUUUGGGGCUAUACGUGAAGUUUUGAUAUCAAAACUCAUGGAUGAUAGUUGACUAUUAGAAAUUGAUCUAUUAUAUUUUUAGACUUAUGAAGACUUUUUUUAUUCAUCUA